AUGCGGAGCGGUCUCACUCUGCGAGCGACGCGAGUGAACUCGGCCGCUUACAGGUGUUUUCUGCAGGCACUUCGUCAGUGCGGCGUGGAGUACGCUCCUGCUCUGCCAGAAAACCCGCCUGGUAGCCUUUCUCAUACGGCCGGGGCGCCGUUUUCACCUCUCUUCACGACGCAGUUUGACCCGCACCAGCACCAGCUGACCACCUUGGGAGAUGCUCUUGUCGAUCGUUACCUGUCCGGCGCGGUGCUAAAGUACUGUACCCGCCGCGGCAUCACGCUCACCACCAACGCUGCAAGCGAGCUCAACGCUGUCCUUCACAACCACUUCGCUUUGCGGCUUUUCGCCAAAGAGUUGCACUUCGACGCGAUGGCGCUGAGCCGCGAAGAGGCCGAUUUCGAGUCGAAUAAUCCGUCUGUUGCACCUCCUCUGCAUUUUCUGGAGGCGGAAACGCCGCUGCUGAGGAGUCAGGACGUUGCGGGAACGUCGUACCAGGUGGCGCUGCUCCAUUGUGGGCAGAGCUCGCUUGGAUGGAAGUUCUCGCACUUUGUCGGUGCUGUGCACCAGAGCUUGGGACUAGAUGCGGCCACGCGCGUUCUGGAGCACGUGUACCAGCUGCAUGAUGAGCCGAACGUGCCGAGGCAAGCCUCCAAGUUGCUGCUCCGUGUGCUUGAGCACUUCCCGGCGAUGAAUGUGGCAGAGGCGAUCCUCGCAGUGCAAGGUCUAUCAGCGCAUUACACCACUCGAUCUCGCGUGCUGCCUGGCAACUCCGAGCAGUCCGCUGAGUCCCCACGCGCAGCUCAAGCUCCGUCGUCAGGGAUGCCACCGCCAAAUCAUGGAGUUGGCGCUGGCAACAGCCGCGAAGGCGAUACUGAUGAGCUUGCCCUUGUUGCAGGCUUUAGUCCAACUGGCACCAAGGCGAGAGAUAUUACUCUCGAGUCCCUGACUGAGGGCACCCCACUGUCCAGCAGUCUGGCCAGUGGUCCUGGCCUGAUUGAUGCUGUGGAUCUGUGGCGUCGCCGCACACAAGAACUCGUAGCUCGACAGCUUGAACCUGCGCACGAGGCGACUGCGGCGCCGGCAUCUUCAACAGCAGCGACGGACGGUUGGCUGUCUGCGGAGGAGCGGGCGACCUACCAGCGUGGUCCAGCCUUUGCCGGCUGGGUGGAUGUUGCCUCGACCCCGUCCUUCGCCGAUAUGUACGGGAGUUCCCACCCAGAGGACGGCCACAUUGUACGCCGCACAAAAUUCAAAAAGCAGGUGCGCGACCCCCGCUUUUAUGACAAGAUGUCCGACGCGCGGAAUGGCGUGCCGUUCGACACAAAUGGGGAGCCUCUGACCGAGUACCUCGACCGUUUCGCGAAACGUCAUCAGAGGAUCUUUGAGGUGACAAUGCAGUCCUGCGCAGCCGGCGAGCUGAAGCUCGUCGGCCGCGCCAUCUCUACUCGUUACACCACUGCCAGGGAAAGCGCGUGCCGCUCGUUUAUCGGCGGCGUGCUCCACGACAUCCUGACUCUGGCUGGUACGGCCGAUGCGGUCGGCGCCGACAGUGGGCCGGAUGCGUAA
Messenger RNA from Leishmania mexicana MHOM/GT/2001/U1103, 1563 nucleotides. RefSeq lists its product as hypothetical. The transcript has a single exon. Lineage: Eukaryota; Euglenozoa; Kinetoplastea; Trypanosomatida; Trypanosomatidae. Bases 1 to 1563 code for a protein of 520 amino acids. The record is from RefSeq and is a predicted model, not a curated record.